AUGCAUAAUCUUUUCCUGGGAACGCCAAAGAGAAUGAUGGAUUGGUGGAUUGAGGAGAGAAAAAUCACCAAAAAGGAUUUUGUUAUGAUGCAGAAGAUGGCAGAUAAAAUGGUGGUGCCAAAUGAUUACAUGGUACUGGGAUCAAAGAUUGGAAAGGGGUUUGGACACAUGAAAGCAGAUGAAUGGAAGUAUUGGGUUCUGGUAUACUCCCCUAUCUUGUUGAAGGCUGUUCUGCCUACUGAGAUGUUUAACAACUGGAUCAGUUUUGUCAAUGCAUGCCGUAAUAUAGUGAAGCCAAGUAUCACAUUCUCUGACCUCAAUGAUGCCCAUCAGUUUCUUCAAGAAUUCUGUAAUGAAUGCAAACGUAUUUACACCGCUAAUGUCCUCACCUGCAAUAUGCAUCUACACCUCCAUCUUUGCAAGACUAUUUGUGAUUUUGGACCUGUGUAUGGCUAUUGGCUCUUUGGGUUUGAGCAAUAUAACGGUUUGUUAAAGAACGUAAGCACAAACAGAAAAGAUUCUUUUGAGACUACGUAUAUGCAGAGUUUUGUCCAAGAUACUUUCAAGGGUGACUAUGUCAAUGCUGUUCUCCAAUGUCCGAGCCAAGUCCCCUUUCUUCCACUUCUUGCCAAGCUUACUGCCACUGCUCAACCAUCCAUCCUGGGCAAUGAACCUCUUCCUUCCUUUACGUUUCCUCUUCACAUCAAGCCCUCAUCAGCAAUGAGCAAUGUCGACUAUUCUCAUUUGCUUGAUUAUUAUAAAGUCACAUAUCACAUUCCUGAUCUUGAAAGUUACCAAUUUCCGUUCUCUUCCUUCUCCUUUGUUGACAAUUAG
Phycomyces blakesleeanus NRRL 1555(-) is the source of this 834-nucleotide messenger RNA. RefSeq lists its product as hypothetical. The transcript is spliced from 2 exons. The coding region runs from base 1 to 834 and encodes 277 amino acids. NCBI's taxonomy places the organism in Eukaryota, Fungi, Mucoromycota, Mucoromycetes, Mucorales, Phycomycetaceae. The record is from RefSeq and is a predicted model, not a curated record.